Molecule: messenger RNA, 7910 nt
Organism: Belonocnema kinseyi
Lineage: Eukaryota; Metazoa; Arthropoda; Insecta; Hymenoptera; Cynipidae
Product: protein turtle
Exons: 20
Coding region: 626-4687 (1353 amino acids)
Biological process (GO): dendrite self-avoidance; axon guidance; homophilic cell-cell adhesion
Cellular component (GO): plasma membrane; axon
Molecular function (GO): cell-cell adhesion mediator activity
Source: RefSeq, a predicted model, not a curated record
GAGAGUGUUCUGUUUGCGCGUCCGUUUUUCGAGCAUUAUUUCAUUAUUGAUAUACAAUACAAUUUUCACUGCAAAUGACGCUUUCUGGCGUUUCAAUUUAAUGUUUUUAUUAAUAUAUUUCAUCCUAUAGUGACAGAUUCGUAAUAUUUGUAUUGUUUUUUAAUUUAAACAUUGUUCAGCGUGGCCGCGUCUCUUUUGAAUUUUUGAACUGUGAACGGGCUACGGGGACCCCAGUGUUCAGUUUGUGAGAGGAAUAUUUUGUGUUCCGUGUUUGCAGUGUAUCUAAAUUUUCUUAUUUUGAGGAGUUUUAUCCCCCCACAAACGGAACUGAACUGCAAACUAACCUGAAUUACCGACUGUGCAUUUCCGACCAGAAGACGGGCUUGGCUCGACGUUCAACGAUCAGAAUCACGGUUUGGUUUUGCCGGAGUUACUGAGCCGAGAUCUUGAAGGACUUGCAGGAUUCGGAAAGAGAGCCACUGUGGUGAUGCUUACGGCACAUUGUGGAAGCUAGGUCGGCUCUUCUGGCGGAAGUGGCGACGCACGCGAAAAUCGUCGCCGCAGGCAGACGAGCCGGACAGCGGUAGUGGCAGCGGAGCGGCAAGGAUACUAUGGGAGCGGGGGAAUGGGGGGCGGAGGAGGGCUACAAGCCACGGACCUCCGGCGACGGUUUGUGUCCCAGCGUUCAAGAAGUCGAAGAAAUUCACAUCUCCUAGAGCAAAAUGCUCCCCACGCAGAAGAAUUUUUUCGAUGCCACGGUGAUGAAUCACCUGUCAUCGAAAGUUCCAGUGAACCAACAUGUAUUGGAUAUAAAAGAAAGAACGUUGAGGAGGGCGAAGAGGAAAUUUCGGACGAUACCUUGAGGUUGAGCGAUGUGGCGACAUCAGAACUGAAAUCCAGACUCUCGGUUGGAAACUUCGGAGACCUGGAGGACAAUGAUGAAGGUGAAAAUAGGCGGAAGGGUAAUAACGAAAGGCGGAACCGUCUCCGGUGGUACUUUAAAGACCUUUGGCGAAUCGUGGGAAUGGCAUCUAGGACUCUGUUCCUCGGUGUUGUGCUUCUCGUUACUCCAGGUCUCUGUCAUCAAGACGCACAACACAUAACGGCAAUUUUGGGUGAGAGUGUGGUCUUCAACUGUCAUGUAGAGUUCCCUGAGCAGCAUCCAGUGCCGUACGUUCUCCAGUGGGAGAAGAAGGUAGGCGACACGGAGAUACCAAUCUACAUAUGGUACGAGUCGUAUCCAACCCACAGCGGGGAAGGUUAUGAGGGGCGUGUCUCCAGAGUGAGUCCCAAAUCACCGUAUGGUGACGCGAGUCUCAACCUGACUAACAUCCGAGAAACCGACCAGGGCUGGUACGAGUGCAAGGUUGUCUUCCUCAACAGGCCUCCUAACACCCAUAAGAAUGGAACAUGGUUUCAUCUCGACGUCCAUGCGCCUCCUAGAUUUAGUAUUACUCCUGAGGAGAUAAUCUACGUAAAUCUAGGAGAUGCGAUAAUUCUCAACUGCCAAGCGGAAGGAACGCCGACACCGGAAAUCCUAUGGUAUAAGGACGCCAAUCCCGUUGAAAUAUCAACGACCAUCGGCAUCUUUAACGACGGCACAGAACUGCGAAUUUCGACCAUCAGGAAUGAAGAUAUUGGCGAUUACACGUGCAUUGCGCGAAACGGCGAGGGACAGAUCAGCCACACAGCUCGAGUUAUCAUUGCAGGUGGUGCUGUUAUCAUGGUUCCUCCGACGAAUCAAACAAAGCUCGAAGGAGAGAAGGUGCAGUUUUCCUGUGAAGCGAAGGCUCUACCGGGUAAUGUAACAGUUCGAUGGUUUCGCGAAGGUGCAUUGGUAACGGAAGUAUCGGCCUUGGAUACCAGAGCCUCUGUCAGAAUGGACGGUAGUCUUGUCAUCAACCCUGUUAGUGCUGAAGACUCUGGACAAUAUCUAUGUGAGGUCACCAAUGGAAUUGGAGAACCGCAAACAGCUAGUGCUUAUUUAAAUGUUGAAUAUCCAGCUAAAGUUACCUUCACACCGACCGUCCAGUAUCUACCUUUUCGUUUGGGGGGCGUCGUUCAAUGCUAUGUCAAAGCCAAUCCCCCUGUACAGUAUGUGACUUGGACCAAGGACAAGAGGCUACUAGAACCGUAUCAAACUAAGGAUAUUGUAGUCAUGAACAACGGCUCUCUGUUGUUCACUAGAGUCAACGAGAAUCAUCAGGGAAAGUACACUUGUACACCUUAUAAUGCUCAAGGCACGCAUGGUAGUUCAGGACAAAUGGAAGUCCUUGUACGAAAUCCGCCAGUUUUUACAAUUGAACCCCAACCAACGUACCAGAAAAAGGUUGGAGAAACCGUAGAAAUGCACUGCGAUGCUCAAGAAGGAGAAGGCACACAAAAACCCUCCAUUACAUGGCAGAAGAAGGAUGGCACUGGAAUCCAAAGAAAUCGGGCGAAAAUUAUCGGUGGUAAUUUAACUAUUGAAAGUCUCCGACGUCAGGAUUUCGGCUAUUAUCAAUGCGUUGCCUCAAAUGAAGUUGCGACUAUUACUGCAUCAACGCAGCUGAUAAUAGAAGGAACCCAACCCCACGCUCCAUUCAAUAUAACUGGCUCCGCAAGUGAAUUCUCAGUAAAUUUGUCAUGGUCUCCAGGUUACUCAGGAGGACCAGAUUACAAGCAAGACUACACUGUCUGGUAUAGGGAAGCUAAUACAGUGGAGUGGACUACGAUACCAGUAACACCUUCUGGUAGUACGUCUAUGCCUAUAAGCAAUUUAACACCUGGAACCGCCUAUGAGUUUCAAGUUUUUGGAAAGAACGCUCUUGGCGAAGGAGUGCAUAGCAACAUUUUUACGAUUAAAACACUCGAUGUUACCGUUGUCGGACAUACGAUUCAUCCAACUGCAGUAGCGACGGAACAAAGCGAAAUUCUAGAUUAUAAUUCCCUCGUAUUUCCGACUGAUUCGACAGGAAACACACUAUACCCACGAAUCAUGAAGCCUAAAGGACCGAAACCAGGUCCACCGAGGAAUGUAACAGUCAGAGAGGAAGAGAAUGGUUUUAUUAUUUCGUGGCAACAUCCGGCGGAAAGAAGCCACCUUGUCAUGUACUACACUAUUAGAUACAGGACAGAUGGACCUUGGAAGGAUCUGAACAAAGCACGAAUCCGACCCGAAGAUACUUUUUACUUAGUAAAAAAUUUAGUGGGAGGAAGAACCUACCACUUUCAAGUCUUUGCCAAUUCUUCAACAAAUUAUGGAGCAAGUGAGGAGGUAAAAUUCCCAGUACCGGCACGAGUGAAGCACAAAGCGAUAACCGCUGGUGUAGUAGGCGGUAUUCUAUUCUUUAUCGUAGCCAUCAUACUCAGCAUAUGCGCGGUAAAAAUAUGCAAUAAACGGAAGCGACGAAAACAGGAGAAAGAACUGCUUUCAGCGUAUAACAUGGUGGCCUGCCGGGUCACUGAUGCUCGUAACGGCGCAGGGCAGGGGCCCCCGGGAACAGUGCCUUUAAAAAAACCUAGAAAGAGCCGAAUACCAGGUCUAAGUCUCUUACGGGAAAUACUGAAUGCUGAUACACCAGACUCAUCCCGAGGUCGUCCCCUUGGUAAAAUUUCACGGGCUGCUGAUGGUCGCUUUGUCAUAGCGGAUUCGGUACUGAGCUCAGCUAACAACAGUAUCCUGGACGCCUCAAGUAGCGACGACGGUGGUUUUCUGCCUAAAACCAAACUGAAGUCCUCCUGGAGGCAACCGCUGGUUGGUUUGAGUCAGCUGAGUCUCAGGUCCGACGGAAGUGGUGUUUCGAUAGGCGUCGUUCAACCUGGACACCUCGGCACUGUAAUGCCCCUAGCCAGGCAGCCAGCGAUAUGCACAAUAUCUUCACCAAGGUUUCUGGCGAGCUCGCCCAGCGGACCCCAGAUUCCGUGGACGCCUGUUUACCUGAGUGACCUCAGCUCCGUGCGACAACCAUCCACGGGGGAACGCUCCUUUCCAACUCCACCUGGUUACAUUCAACUGAGGACUGUCCAUCAGCGCUACAGCCAGGAGCUGCCGUCGCUUAAAGCGAUUCAUGCCGAAUCGAGGAGGUUCGUACCCGUUCAACCCCUAGCCACAUCCUCACCGCCACAAACAGCUGGAAGACAAAGGGCCAGGCUACCACCGAGACACGCCAGACAUGCUAGAUCGGCACCCGAACUAGCCGCCUCACCUGAUCUUGAGACGUCUCCGGAAAGCAGGUCCAGCAGUUCCGGCUUUGGCAGCAAAAACACAUCACAGCAGAAUCAGAGUUCCAGAAGCGGUAGCACAGUAGCAGAGUGGAGGCCACCUCCUUACAGACCACCACCACCUCCGCUUGUAGGGAGAUGGUUGGAGCUUCAGAACCAGGGUUCCAAGGUCUCUCACACUCAUAUCCAAAACACGGUUGAUGCCGGGAGUGUCGAUGGUCACUACGAAUUUGACCCAGUGUCCUGCACACCGACACCCACAUCUGCCUCCACGCCAACAAGAGAAGAGCGACCUCCGGCUCAUCAAAUGCACACGAUACAUAUGCCGCAAAUACAUCAGGUCCACACAGUUCAUCACCAGCCGGCGAGGUAUACACGGGACAAUAUCGAGGCCAGAGUUCAAGCGAUGAAGGCCGAAUUUCAUCAGUUCCGUCAGAGACAAGCCAGAAGAAAACAAAGUGUUCACUUGGAAAGCGCUUGUUAAUCUUUGGUGCUUGUCACACUGUUGCUGUUACAACUCUGCUAGGUUUUUAAAGAGAAAAGGCUGCUGUUCGAUACUUGGCAUAUGUCCAUUGUCCACCUGCCAGAAGUGACCUGGAUCUAAGACAUGUUCUUAAUAACGAUGUGCGAAGUAUCUAAAUAUGUAAGGAUUUCACAGUAGAAUUUGUUACUUGAGGAUUCAUGGAGAGGGAGACUCGUUAAAAUCAGUAUAUCCAUUAAACGAAUGAAAUGUUUUCGACGGCUUAGCGAAAAUAUUUCUAAUCGCAAACGGACAGGAUAUAUAGAUGCUCCAAAGAAACUGUACCGUUACGUACUGUUACGUACUGUAUAUCUUUUAACGACAAAGUCAUGAUAACCUAAUCGUAAACUGUAAGUAAUAAUUAUUAAUGAAGAAAAAAACACUCAAAUAAUUAAUGAUGAGCAAUGGACUCUAAACGUGAUAUUAGGCCGAAGCUUGCCUCGAGAUUGCUUAAGGACUCACUCGUAUUGCACUGCCUGUCUAGGGUUUCGCUAGCAACCCAACAUAUUAUCGGCACAAUAAUUUUUCUUAAGCAACGUAACGAGAAUAAGUAUCGUUCUUUGAAUGUAUCGCGAGGUCGCACUGUGGCGAACGUGGCGCCUUUUUCUGACGUGGUUUGUGGGACUAUAUAUCAGCCUUGUGAUGAGUCAUGCAUCAUUUUCACGUGCCAUCGAAUACGAAUUUUUAGACGAUCUUAAAUAUGCAGUUAAAAAGUAUAGGAAAAUUCUCGUCAGCCGUCUAGUCGACUUACGGGUUUUUACUCGUCGGUAAAUUCUCAUCGAUCGGUAAAAUAGAACAUGUUUGCCCAAGUGCGAUUCUCUCGAUCUUUGUAUACUCGAAAAUAAGGAGAGAAAAGCAGACCUCUAAAGGUACAUGAAAUGUUCUCAGUAACCCACCUAAUUCUCACCAAACGCAUUGUAUCAAAUCAUCAUCGAGGUGAAGUGGUAGGCAUGAGCAUUUUUGGGAUACGAGUUUAUUUAAGAAUAAACUUUAUUUGUGAAUUAUAUAUCUUUUCUUUGAAAAUAAUUCACAUUCUAUGGUUUCUGUCAAUUUCUUUUUGGAAAAGUCUAUCGAUUUCUUACCUUUAUAGAACUUUUCAUUUGAUAAAAAUCUCUGUUUUGUCAAUAUCUCAAAAGUUCUCGAGCCACCGCAUCCACGAACCUCAAGUACAUUUUACUUUCUUUUCAUAGUACAAAUAAUUAUUUAUAUAAAUAUACAUACUAUCGUUAGUAAGUAAUUAGCAAAGACUCUACUCACGAUUCAACUAUACUUGGUAUAAAAUAAAAGAACUGUACAGUCCUGCAGGAAUGCAACCUGUAUUAUUAAGAAGAGUGCAAAAGUGAACGAAUGUGUGAGUGAAAGUUUUAGAAGAAACACGAAGAGCAAUUAUAGUUUAAAAAAAUAAAAUAAAACAGUGAUUCAACAAACGGAGGUGACACAAAGAGUACCAAUAUUCUAAAGUAAUUCUAAUAAUUGAAUUAACAAUUUGAUAAUUAAUUGAUAUUGUAAAUCGUAACGAUGUAGCGUGUAGUGAAUUAAUCAACGAUAUGACGAAGGCAAGCAAAAGCCCGGAGAUACCUUUUUAAUAUGAAACGACCGAGGGUACUCGGUCAUUGCUGUUGUAACAUAUUAAUUAUUAAUGCAUAAUUAGUGAUAACGUAUACUGAAUGUUUGUGAAUGUCACACGCAUUUCGACCCUUUACCUGGAAAGAAUUGAACUUUUCUAUUUAUUUAUUCUGUGCACAUUUCAGAUGUGUUUAAAAUAUAUUGGAAGACAAAUAUUGAUUUUGUGAAAAUAUAUUAAAAGAAAAUAUAUUGAGAGCAAAAGUAAUGUUACUUAUAUGAAAAAUACUCUAUUUUCCAAUUAAUUGAGAUACUAUUUUGAUCAAGGUGAUGAAUCUUGUUAUUACUAAUUGUUGCUUUAUGUCGUUUUAAAAUUGUAAUGAGCCGUAAAAUUGGUAGUUAUAUUUAUUUUAUUAGUUGACGUAUCAUUUCGAACAAGUGUAUGAUUGUAAUUUGUAAAGGGUCGAUAACCGAUGUGUAUGAAAGCAAUGUCAGCUGGAAUGAAAUGAAACUAAAAUAGAGGUGUAUAUUACCGUAAUGGCUAAGCUAUUUUAGUAAAUUUACCAUUAAAUUGUUCAACUCUACCUAAAAUAUCCAGUUUUCGAAGAAGAAAGUGAUUUAAAACUAUAAACUUGUUUAAUUUGAUAAAUAAAUUAAGACUUAAUGCGCUUUUCUCAUAACGAGCACUGACUAAUCGUCUUUAGCUUCUUCGUUAAAAACUAGAGUUCAAUCAUGUAAAUAAAUAUUGCAGAUAGAAUCACAGAUGCAUUGAACGCUCAGGAAAUUCACGUCGCGUAGUAAUAAUCGUGUAAUGCACAAUUUUUUAAAUUUAGUAACUAAUUACGUGAAAGACGUACGUAUGAAUUUUGGAUUACGACGUGCGAAUUGUACAUUAAUAUUAACCAGCACCAAUUUUACGGUAAUUUACAUCACUAGAAAAUUAAGCGUCGGCCGAGCGCCUCCAUCAGCCGUCGCCACGUCUAGAUAAGCGAUAAGCGUGUAAGUAACAUGUAGAUAUAUCAUAGUUAGAUACCUGCAACGAUCUCAAAUGACGUGGAUCGCUUAUGGAACCUUAUGGUUACUGUAUUAAGAGUACAUGUGCGUAAUUACAGACGAAAUAUGCAUAGAGUAUCGAGCAAGAAGAACGGCUAUGGUUGAAUCGUGAAUCGGUUUUGAUCAUCAUUCAAAGUAUUUUAUAUUUAAUAUUUCUGCGACUUGGUUUGAUCGAUAUUUUUAGUAAUUUUCGACAACAGCUGUCUUUUUUUAUUCAACUUUUCACCAACGCGACGGGUGUUUUGUUGUCUAUUUGAUCGCUUUGACCACCUCGGUUAUCUUUCGUACGGGCGAUGUCCAUUUGAUCUCCGUCUGUCCGCUUGCUCUACCCGUACUAUCCAAUAUCCACUGACGCAGCUGAAGUUAAAAAUACAAAGCAUACACAUUUAUGUAUUUUGGAAACAGCAAAUUAGAACAAUUGUAUUCAAAAUUUACGGUUUUUGGGGAUUUAAAUUAUGUGUUAAUUUUUUUAAUAAGUUGCAAAUAGAAUCAGUGAAAUGCUCGUUACAAGUCAGCUAAGUUUAAGCUACAAUUGCAGAAUAUUGUAUAGUAUAUUGUAAAAAAUGCUUCC